AUGGUUGUUCAUAUUGGUGGUCUUGUGGCCGUUGUGUGUUUUUAUAUUCUCAUAUUGAUGGUUGGUAUUUGGGCUGGACGAAAACAAAAAUCAUCUGAAAAAUCUCCCGAUACUGAAGAGAUCAUGUUAGCAGGAAGAAAUAUUGGUUUACUCGUGGGAAUAUUUACAAUGACAGCAACAUGGGUUGGUGGUGCAUAUAUUAAUGGAACAGCUGAACAAGUUUUUUCUACUGGUCUUGUUGCAUGUCAAGCACCAUUAGGUUAUGCUAUUAGUUUAGUUGUUGGUGGUUUAUUAUUUGCACGACCCAUGCGUAAUGCUGGAUAUGUUACAAUGCUUGAUCCAUUUCAACGAAAAUAUGGACAAAGAAUGGGUGGAUUAUUAUUUAUACCGGCACUCUUAGGAGAAGUAUUUUGGUCAGCAGCUAUUUUAUCAGCAUUAGGAGCAACGAUUAGUGUUAUUUUUACUGAUGUUUCUAUGACGGCAUCGAUUAUUAUUUCGGCGGCUGUUGUUAUUGUUUAUACUCUUUUUGGUGGCCUAUAUUCAGUUGCUUAUACAGAUGUUGUUCAACUUGGAUUUAUAUUUAUUGGUCUUUGGAUUGCUGUUCCAUUUGCAAUACGACAUGAAGGUGUUGGUAAUAUUAUUUCAACAUGGCCCGAAUGGCGUGGUCAUAUGGAUAAAUCUCAAAUUGUUGAAUGGAUGGAUAGUAUGCUCCUACUUAUCUUUGGUGGAAUUCCAUGGCAGGUCUACUUUCAACGUGUUCUCUCAGCUAAAUCAGCAAAGAAGGCUAUGUAUCUCUCGUUUUGUGCUGCUGUUGGUUGCAUUCUGUUGGCUAUGCCACCUGUACUUAUUGGAGCUAUUGCUAAGUCAACUAAUUGGAGUAUGACAGAUUAUGAUAUAAAAAAGGAUAUCACAUCACCUGAAGCAACAAAAUUAAUUUUACCCUUAGUUCUUCUACAUUUAUGUCCAAAAUUUAUUGCAUUUAUGGGAUUAGGUGCCGUUUCUGCUGCUGUCAUGUCUAGUGCCGAUUCAAGUGUUCUUAGUGCAAGUUCAAUGUUUGCUCGUAAUGUCUGGAAACUUGUUUUUCGUAAUCAAGCAUCCGAACGUGAAGUUCUAUUAGUAAUGCGUUUGGGAAUAUUUCUUGUUGGAGCUUGCGCUGCUGGUAUUGGUAUUCUUGUCUCUUCGAUUUAUGUUCUUUGGUAUUUAUGUUCGGAUCUUGUUUAUGUCAUACUUUUUCCACAAUUACUUUGUGUUGUUUAUGUUCCGCAUACAAAUACAUAUGGUUCAUUGUCUGCCUAUAUUAUUGGUUUUGUCUUUCGUAUACUUAUUGGUGAACCAUCAUUAAGUAUUCCAACAUUGAUUCAUUUCGGUCCAUAUGUUCCGGCAAAAACUUUAUGUAUGCUUAUUAGUUUAACUACAACAUUAAUUGUUUCACUAAUAACAAAAAUUUUAUUUGAAAAUCGUAUCAUAUCACCACAAUUGGAUAUUCUUCAUUGUCUUGUUAAUAUACCAAAUGAAAUUUUACCAUUAAAAGAAAGUACAACAAUUGAUGAAUUACAACAACCAUAUCGUAUUACUAAACCAACAUCAACAACAAUAGGACAACAAUAUCUUAGUGAACCAAUAAUGAUGAUCAAUAAUUCAUAUUCACAAAGUCAAGAUACAUUAAAUACUUAUACAAAUUCAUGA
Molecule: messenger RNA, 1686 nt
Organism: Rotaria sordida
Lineage: Eukaryota; Metazoa; Rotifera; Eurotatoria; Philodinida; Philodinidae
Source: the annotation of a GenBank genome assembly